AUGGAUAGCGAUCGGCUUCGACACUGCAUCGACUACAGAUCCGAGCCGUAUGUGAGCAAAGUUUUACUGGCCUCGCAUUUUAACAUUCGGCAUCCGGACAAGGUGGUAAAAGUGCUCGAAGCGGUCGCUGGAACUGUGCAAAUGGGCCUUGUCAACGAGGGUGAGAACGGUGAAGUUGCAGCCAGGCUGAUCCUUCUGUUAUGUGUCGAUGCGACGAAACGAUGGUCUGGCAAGGAUUUGAUCACUAGACUUGUUGGCCGGAAAUUAGCAUCUGAGGCCAACGCGUGUGUUUUGAACAGCCUUGUGAACCUUAACCAUUUCGUUCGGAUCGGCACAGACUUGACACCAACGAUUUUGGCAGAGCUGUUUGUUAGAGGAGCCGGUGGCAUUGGCACAAGAAACCAACAAGUGUGGGAUUUCGUUAUACCGAUUUGGAUGGGAGGAGAAGACGAACAAUUCGACGUUACAAAAUUCGGGGCUCUGAUUUUUCAGGUAAAGAACCGAACGACAACGUGGUAUAUGUCGGAGAGAGAGCUCGGAUAUCUGAAGCGCGUACCUUUUCAUUACGAAUUCUUUGUGAUGCAGAAGAUCUCUAGAAAAUGGGUACGAAAGCAGCACUACUUCUCAGGGCCAAUUGGGGCCACAUUACUGGACGAUGACGGAGUGGCAAAGGCGGUAGAGAACCUGCUCACGUGCUGUCUGCGCAUAGAGUCAUUUAGAGCUGGUGGUCGUCUCGCUGACAGACUGGCGGCCUAUUACGAACGAGUGGACAGGGUGGCCAGCCGAGUCCGAUGUCCGUUAACGGCACGAACUGUCCCGGAAAUAACACCCGCCGGUUCCGCCAGAAGAGCAAAGCGUCGUCGCGAAAGUAGCACGGAUCGUAUGGGGAAGCUACCGAAGACCUGCAUGCGACAAUGA
Molecule: messenger RNA, 918 nt
Organism: Gregarina niphandrodes
Lineage: Eukaryota; Apicomplexa; Conoidasida; Eugregarinorida; Gregarinidae
Exons: 1
Coding region: 1-918 (305 amino acids)
Source: RefSeq, a predicted model, not a curated record